AUGGUAAGCAGCAAGCCCCCAGCCCUCCCUCCAGACUACUACAGCCCACACUCCCACAGCCUCCAUCCCAGACUCCCACAGCCCCCACUCCACACUCCCACAGCAUCUACUCCACACUCCCACAGCCCCCACUCCACACUACCACAGCCCCCACUCCACACUCCAACAGCCUCCACUACAGACUCCCAAAGCCUCCACUCCAGACUCCCAAAGCCCCCACUCCAUACUCCCACAGCCUCCACUCCACACUCCCACAACCUCCAUCCCAGACUCCCACAGCCCCCACUCCACACUCCCACAGCCUCCAUCCCAGACUCCCACAGCCCCCAAUCCACACUCCCACAGCAUCCACUCCAGACUCCAACAGCCCACACUCCACACUCCCACAUUCCCCACUCCACACUCCCACAUUCCCCACUCCACACUCCCACAUUCCCCACUCCACACUCCCACAUUCCCCACUCCACACAACCACAGCCCCCACUCCAAACUCCCACAGCCCCCAUUCCACACUACCACAUUCUCCAGCCCCAGUACUUUCCCUGA
Molecule: messenger RNA, 546 nt
Organism: Esox lucius (northern pike)
Lineage: Eukaryota; Metazoa; Chordata; Actinopteri; Esociformes; Esocidae
Product: leucine-rich repeat extensin-like protein 5
Exons: 1
Coding region: 1-546 (181 amino acids)
Source: RefSeq, a predicted model, not a curated record